Trichomonas vaginalis G3 is the source of this 555-nucleotide messenger RNA. RefSeq names its product positive regulation of mesenchymal stem cell differentiation protein family. Gene Ontology annotation, molecular function: RNA polymerase II cis-regulatory region sequence-specific DNA binding; DNA-binding transcription factor activity, RNA polymerase II-specific. The record is from RefSeq and is a predicted model, not a curated record. Bases 1 to 555 code for a protein of 184 amino acids. Gene Ontology annotation, biological process: cell differentiation; anatomical structure morphogenesis; regulation of DNA-templated transcription. NCBI's taxonomy places the organism in Eukaryota, Parabasalia, Trichomonadida, Trichomonadidae. The transcript has a single exon.
AUGGAUGAUUUAACACCAAUAAGUAUUCAAGGAAUGCCAAAUUACGGAGAGCUAAACCUAGAGAAUCCCGCAAUGUCUAAUCUUCCCCAAGCAGAAAAACUAAAAAUUAAAAGACCUCCUAACGCAUUUCUCCUUUUCUGUCGAGAUAAAAGGCAAGCUGCUCGCGGCGAAAAUCCUGAUUUAAAGAAUGUUGAUGUUUCUCAAGUUCUUGCUGAACAAUGGAAAAAUUUAGCGGAUACUGAAAAAUUAUACUACAAAGCUCUUGCUGCAGAGCAACAGAAAUUAUUUAAAGAAGAAAACCCUGAUUAUCGAUAUGAAAAAGCAAAAGCUAAGCAACUCAUGAAUAAAAUGAAAUUACGCCCCGAGUUUAAACAAAUAACAAAUGUUUUAGAUGUUAAAACAUUACUUGCUAUGUCCGUAGAAGAUGUGAAGGCUUAUAUGCUCUAUCUUUCGAGUCAAGUUCUUCCAACUGCAAAUCAAGCAACCGAGCAGAUCCAACAGAACUUCCAGCUUGAUAAUUUUCAAGCCAAUCAGCAGCAGCUCCCACCUUUAUAA